GCCAUCUUGGAAUCGGGACGUCGCGCGAGGGGGCACUGAGGCACGGCCGGAGAGGGGAGGGGGCCCGCGCUCUGGUAGCCAUGGCAACCGCCACCGCCGCCCCAAGCCAGGAAAUGGCGGCGGAUGUUCCUUCCUUGGGCACGGGGGUCGCCUCUGGGUCGUCGGGAUCCGGCUCCCAAUCUGGAGGCAACGCCAUCCCGAGAACAACCAAGAGGAGACCAGAGCUUGAUUUUGAUGACGAUGGUGAAGGGAACAGUAAAUAUCUCAGAUGUGAUGACGACCAGCUCCCGAACGACAAAGAGAGAUUUGCCAGGUCUGACGAUGAACAGAGUUCAGCGGAUAAGGAAAGACUGGCCAGGGAGAACCACAGCGAAAUAGAGCGGCGGCGGCGGAAUAAGAUGACGGCCUACAUCACCGAGCUUUCCGACAUGGUCCCCACCUGCAGCGCUCUGGCCCGCAAGCCGGACAAGCUCACCAUCCUGCGGAUGGCCGUUUCGCACAUGAAGUCCCUCCGGGGCACUGGGAACACAUCCACUGAUGGGACCUACAAGCCCUCCUUCCUCACAGAUCAGGAACUCAAGCACUUGAUUCUGGAGGCGGCCGACGGGUUCCUCUUCAUCGUGUCGUGCGAGACCGGCAGGGUGGUCUACGUCUCUGACUCGGUGACGCCCGUCCUGAACCAGCCCCAGUCGGAGUGGUUCGGCAGCACGCUCUACGACCAGGUGCACCACGACGAUGUGGACAAACUGCGGGAGCAGCUCUCCACCUCAGAGAAUGCCUUAACAGGUCGCAUCCUUGAUCUGAAGACGGGAACUGUCAAGAAAGAAGGGCAGCAGUCCAUGCGGAUGUGUAUGGGAUCCCGGAGGUCCUUCAUAUGUCGGAUGAGGUGCGGCAACAGCGCGGUGGAUCCGGUCUCCAUGAACCGCCUCAGCUUCAUGAGAAGCCGGUGCAGGAAUGGCUUAGGCGCCGCAAAGGACGGGGAGCCCCAUUUUGUUGUGGUCCACUGCACAGGCUACAUUAAAGCGUGGCCCCCGGCAGGGGUGUCGCUGCCGGAUGAUGAUCCAGACGCUGGCCAGGGGAGCAAGUUUUGCCUCGUGGCCAUCGGCAGGCUACAGGUCACGAGCUCGCCCAACUGCACAGACAUGAACACCGUGUGCCAGCCAACCGAGUUCAUGCCCUUCUCGGCACAACAAUCGCAUCGCCUCUUCACCUUCGUCACCACCUACGGUGUGUAGGCCACCGAUCGCCACCAGCCAAAGGAGCUCUUGGGGAAGGACAUCGUAGAUUUCUGCCACCCAGAAGACCAGCAGCUGUUGCGGGACAGCUUCCAGCAGGUGGUGAAGUUAAAAGGCCAGGUUCUGUCCGUCAUGUUCCGUUUCCGGUCCAAGAACCGAGAAUGGCUCUGGAUGAGAACUAGUUCCUUUACCUUCCAGAAUCCGUACUCGGAUGAGAUCGAGUACAUCAUCUGUACCAACACCAAUGUGAAGAACGCCAGCCAGGAGUCCCGUCCCACGUUGUCUAACCAAAUGCAGAGGCCGCAAUUGGGCCAGAACGUCAGCCUGCCGUUGGAGAUGAGUUCGACGCAGCUUGCGGGAAGGCCGCAGCCGACUCAGCAGACGGAGCUCGAUGUGGUCCAGGGAAGGGAGAGCUUAGCCAGCUAUGAACACACUCAGACCGUCGUGCAGCCUGUGAGCAGCGUCGGCCCCGAGCACAGCAAGCCGCUGGAGAAGACGGAGACCCUCUUCAGCCAAGAGAGGGACCCCCGUUUUGUCGAAAUAUACAGCAUCAGCCCAGACCAGACAAAAGCCAUCUCUGCCAGUUCCGUGCCUGCCAGCCAAUCCGUCUUCGCGCAGGGAACGGCAUUUAACCCUUCACGCCCUGCUGAGAACUUCAGGAGCAGUGCCAUGGCGCCCCCCGUGAACGUCAUCCAGCAGCCGACGACGCAGCAGCCGACCUCUGCGGGGCAGAUCCUGGCCCAGAUCUCUCGCCACUCUCACCCCAGCCAGGUCUCCGGAAGUAGCUGGGCGUCGGGGACGCGUCCGUCUUUUACAGCACAACAAGUGGCCUCCCAAGCUGUGAAGACCCGGCCCUCGUCUUUCUCAAUGGGCGCCUUCCAGAGCACCCCGUCCUCCUUCGGUUCAAUGUCGACCUCUGGCACCACUGCCUCGCCAGGUGGGGCGGCCUACCCGAGCCUUGCCAGCCGGAGCGCCAGCUUCGCUGCCGAGGGCGGGCAGACCUCGUCCCAGUUCCAGCCACGGACGGCGGAGGGUGUCGGCGUGUGGCCGCAGUGGCAGGGCCAGCACCACGGCGCGGGCUCAGGAGAGCCGCACCUCUCGCAGCAGUCGAGCCAGUCGGAAGUUUUUCCGGAUAUGCUGUCCAUGCUGGGAGACCAGGGAGCCAACUACAACAACGAAGAAUUCCCGGAGCUGAACAUGUUUCCCCCCUUCUCGGAAUGACGAGUGAAAACGGCUACCUGAAGAAGCGGCCCUUUACCUGUCUCGAUUCUGUGCAGAGGAAGCAGCAGCCGGGUUUUUCUCUGCCACUUCUUUCAAAGACUACCAAAGUCUUUCCUACUUUUGGGAAGCAGGAACGUCCAGCGAGGUGUUUGCCGGUGGCGGACUUGUUCGUCCCCAAAUGGAUAGAGCGUCUGGUAAGGCCGCACGUCUGGCCGUGGUCUCGUCCCCAACCCACUACGGAAGCAGUUGGUUUUUUGGAGAGGAUCAGAUCUGCUUUCACAGCCGUCACGAGGGUAGUUUUGCCACGCCGGACAGGAGCAGAGGCGCUCGGGGUGCGAUCAUCAGGGAUAUUUUAAAAGCUCAGUCGGUGGCUUUUUUUU
Messenger RNA from Sphaerodactylus townsendi, 2836 nucleotides. RefSeq names its product aryl hydrocarbon receptor nuclear translocator (gene ARNT). Gene Ontology annotation, biological process: regulation of transcription by RNA polymerase II. The record is from RefSeq and is a predicted model, not a curated record. Lineage: Eukaryota; Metazoa; Chordata; Lepidosauria; Squamata; Sphaerodactylidae. Gene Ontology annotation, cellular component: cytoplasm; aryl hydrocarbon receptor complex; transcription regulator complex. Gene Ontology annotation, molecular function: RNA polymerase II cis-regulatory region sequence-specific DNA binding; protein dimerization activity; DNA-binding transcription factor activity, RNA polymerase II-specific.